Molecule: messenger RNA, 2025 nt
Organism: Peronospora matthiolae
Lineage: Eukaryota; Oomycota; Peronosporomycetes; Peronosporales; Peronosporaceae
Source: the annotation of a GenBank genome assembly
AUGGGUUCUGAUCCACCUCUUCGCGACGGGUUGUCGCUCUUGCCAUCGGUCACCAAUGCCUGGACGCGCGUCUCUAGUGCCCUGUGCAGUCGUCUCCCCAUUAAGUUGGACGCACCUUCCACGUCAUUGUCAGCUCUUGUCCCGUCCAAGUUUCUCGCGGUCGCAAGUGCCGCUGCUCUCGGCUACUACGUCGACCAGAAACUGCUCCUGUCGUCCGACUUGUGCCAAGCAGGCAUCCAGGCCGUUGCCUUGCUGCAGGCCAAGCGAUACGCCCGCAAUGGCACGCUCGUCCCGGAUCUUUUCGAGCAAAGCGUGGCCAAGUGGCCGCACAAAAGCUGUCUACAACUCGGCUCGCGGGUGCUGAGCUUCCAACAAGCUGACGAAGUGGUGAACCGCGUUGCUCACUGGGGACUGCACCACGGCUUGCAGGUGGGACAGACCGUGGCGUUGCUCAUGGAAAACCGCCUCGAGUAUGUCCUCGUAUGGCUCGGGUUGGCCAAGAUUGGCGUCGUCACGGCCCUUUUGAACACGAACUUGCCGCCCAAUGGACUCGUUCAUUGUGCGACGAUCGCAGACGCCAAGUGGAUGAUUGUUGGAGAAGAACUCGCUGCUAACCUCAGACACGUGGAGGAACACUUGCCUCACGUUGCCUAUUAUAUCUACGGCAAUGGUGAAUUGACCGCCGAAGCUGCAACUGCAUUCCUGCCUCGAGCUAAGUCGCUGGAUGCGGAACUAAGGACGAUGAAGACCGAGCAGCCACCGCAGUCGAUUCGCAAACAUGCGAAGAUGUCGACGUCAGACACGGCGCUACUGAUCUACACGAGCGGGACGACAGGACUGCCGAAGGCUGCCCGAGUGAACCAUUUUAGCAUCAUUCUGCGCUCGCUGGCCAUCAAGUGCUCCAUGGAUUUGUCCAUGAACGACAGACUGUAUUGUGCGCUGCCGCUGUAUCACACGUCCGGGGGCAACUUGGCUGUAGGGAUGAUGAUUUGUACCGGUGCCACGCUGUGUAUCUCGCGUCGGUUCUCGACCAGCAAGUUUUGGGAUGAAGUUCGGGCAUAUGACUGCACGGUCAUUCAAUACAUCGGCGAGAUGUGUCGUUACCUGGUUAAUGAACCAGUAAAAGCGAAUGACAAGGAGAACCACGUUCGUGCAGCUUUUGGGGACGGAUUGCGCCCUGACGUGUGGGCGCCAUUCCAAGACCGGUUUGGUAUUCCGUCCGUGUAUGAGUUUUAUGGCUCGACGGAGGGACCAAUGGGUAUGUUAAAUGCUUGUACGUCGAAGGCCGACCAGGGACAUCUUGGCCGUCGUGGCUUCGUUAUCAACGCGUUGACUGGCGUGGCAAUCGUCAAGUAUGAUGUUGAAAAGGACGACUACGUGCGGACGAAAAGCGGGUUUCUUCAGCGAUGCGCAACGAAUGAAACGGGUGAGCUCAUUGUGAAGGUGGACCAGACCGACCUUGUGCGAGGAUUCCAAGGGUACUAUCGAAACAAACGUGAGUCCAGCAAGAAGGUGCUUACGGAUGUAUUUAAGAAGGGUGACAUGUACUUUCGGACGGGCGACCUGUUCAGAGAAGACGAGAGGCACUGCUGGCACUUUGUGGACCGGGUGGGCGAUACAUUCCGGUGGAAGGGAGAAAAUGUCGCCACAAACGAAGUUCAAGAGGCUGUCUCCAAGUUCCCUGGGCUCAGUGAGAUUUGCGUUUACGGGGUUGAGGUCCCCGGUCGAGAUGGACGUGCGUGCACGGCCGCCAUGGUUUUCGAUGAAGAAUUAUUUGACUUCCGAGCAUUUGCGCAAUUUGUCAAGCAGCGACUGCCAUCUUACGCCAUGCCGCUAUUUCUUCGCAAGCUACUGACCAUGUCUGUCACCGGAACAAUGAAGCAAGAAAAGGCGAAGCUGCGCAAGGAGGGUAUGAACCCAUCCGAAGUUUCCGACCGUCUCUGGGUCCUCAAUCGAGACAAGGACAACUACGAGCUGCUUACGAGCAAGAAUUACCACCAAAUGGUCACCACCUCCCGUCUGUGA